AUGGUGAAGCUUGACUUCGAUCUACAACGGGACGUGCCCGAGCUAACCGGGAAAGUCUUGCUCAUCACGGGUGGCACAAAGGGCCUCGGAGCUGCGGCGGCAAAGAUGCUUGCGAGCCGCAAUCCCGCCAAGAUCUACAUCACCGGCCGGGGCCAGGGCGCGGCUCAGCAGGUGAUUUCGGAAAUCAAGUCUGCGGGAUCAACCGCAAAGGUGGAAUGGAUAAGUUGUGACCACGCCGACCUGUACUCCGUCAGGGAGACAGCGGAAAAGAUCAUAGCCCGGGAAUCCCGCCUGGACAUGCUCAUGGCAAAUGCCGGCAUCAUGGCUCUCCCACCCGGACUCACCACUGAUGGCUACGAGCUUCACUUCGGGAUCAACCACGUGGCCCAUGCUUUGUUGAUUAGACUGCUUCUCCCAUUGCUACAAAAGACGGUUAAGAGUCACGGCGAGGCACGAGUGAUCACUGUCUCAAGCCUGGCGCUCGUGCUAGCACCCAAGGGCGGGAUAGUCUUUGAUGAUCUCAAGACCGCUCAGGCAUACUGGGUUCUUGGUAAAUGGCAGCGAUAUGCCCAGAGCAAGCUAGCCAACUUGCUGUAUGGGCGCGAGCUCGCGAGGCGGUACCCCGAGAUCUUGACGCUGGUGGCCGAUCCAGGACCAAGUAAUACAGGACUAGUGACAAGUUUGGGGUGGUUGGAUAAGAUGAUCGUGUACUUGGGCAAUUGGAACAAGUUCCUUGAUGAUGACCAGGGUCACUGGAACCAGGUGUGGCUGGUCGGCAUGUCCAAGGAUGAGGCUAAAUCAGGAGAGAUGUAUGAACCCAUUGGUAUCCCUAGCAAGUCUUACACCGAGUACUGUCUCGAUGAGAAGUUGGCAUCCAGGUUAUGGGAUUGGACAGAGGAAGAGCUCGGGCCAUGGUUGAGCUAAGGGGUUCGACAUUGAAUCUGUUUAGGAGGAACGGACUAAACAGACUGGAAAACCCUAUGUCGGCGGUCCCAAAGCUCAUCCCACAUUGAUCGAUCUACAUCAACUAGCAUCUAGACUCAUUAUUGAAAUAUGCUAGCACUGGGGGAUGGUGUAGUGGCAUUUUACAGGUUUAAAUCUUCAAAAUUGCAUCUGCACAAGGCCGCUCUGGUGGGCCCCCUUGAACAAGGGAAGGACCA
Molecule: messenger RNA, 1160 nt
Organism: Diaporthe batatas
Lineage: Eukaryota; Fungi; Ascomycota; Sordariomycetes; Diaporthales; Diaporthaceae
Exons: 3
Coding region: 1-924 (307 amino acids)
Source: RefSeq, a predicted model, not a curated record